Topomyia yanbarensis is the source of this 1331-nucleotide messenger RNA. RefSeq lists its product as uncharacterized. The transcript is spliced from 2 exons. The coding region runs from base 94 to 1269 and encodes 391 amino acids. The record is from RefSeq and is a predicted model, not a curated record. Lineage: Eukaryota; Metazoa; Arthropoda; Insecta; Diptera; Culicidae.
CGCGUUCUUCGCGCUCUCACUCACAACUGCGCAUCGAAGUAGUUUGGUCGCCGAAAUUUUCCGUUGCCAGAAGUAAACAUCCAAAUUGUCAUCAUGUCGAAUCCGAAUUCUAGAAGCUACUCCAACCAUCAGAAAACUUCCAUGAUGAAUAGUGAAAUUCUCGAAAUUGAGCAAUGCCUGUUCCCGAUACAAGAAGAAUUUUUCCUCAAAGAUGAAUCAGAAGAGAAGUGCUUCUCAAUAGCAAUCAGUGAUUCCUGGAACAUCCCGAGCCAGCCAUCGUACACGAAAUGGGAGACACUGCUGGGGGGAGAAAUGUCGUCCCAGAUUAUCGACAAGUUAUGCUUUAGCGAGAUGCUGCUAAUAGCGGAUAACGAUGAGAUCGUCGGUGGUUUUGCUAUACAAGUGGAGACUAUUGCCGACGAAGUGAUUGCCGUCUUUUGCAGUUCACAGUUUUCUAUGAGUGAUGGUAAAACAGCACGAAGCGAAUUGCUGGCAUUGACCGACAAACAGUUCAAUCCGUUCCAGGAGCGAAAGUGUGAAACUGUUUUAUCUCGUGAUUUCAAACAAGAAAAGCAACUACAGCUGUUCUUCGAUGAAGAACAAAACAUGACUGCAUUCCGCCACGAAUCGAUUGCAGAUAAGUCUGAAAGCUAUCAGGGAGUGCUCGCAGCUGGGGAAGAAGGCAUCCUAAUGCCAGAUGGACUUAACAUAUUGUUCAUGCGAUAUCUGGUACUGACAAACUUCACCGGUGAUAUUCACACUCGAACGAUUGACAUAAAAGGACGGAUUGGUCAUUCUCUUUACCAAUUAACCGAUCCUAUUCCAACUAAAAUUAACGAUGAAAUCCAUGACACAAAGCAAGUCAUUAGAAAGGUAUACUAUUCGGACACAGAUGAACCAGAAAUUAGUAUUAGUUACUACCUCAGUACGGGACAUUUACUGCGACAUACUUGGAACAAUUCCAACUUCUCGAUUAAAAUGAAUCCGAGAUCAUCCAUCUCUGACCUGUCGUUCCGCAUGGAAGACCUCUGUGAGACAAUGCGAAUAUAUUUGAAGGAGCUUGCCAAACUAUUUGAAGAAUCGCCUAAGGAAGUGAACAGAUGCUACACCAUACUUGCGAAACCGACCGAAAUAGUGCGGACUGUUCUUUCGGAGAUCAUUUUCGAGGCAACAAAAAGUUCGUCGGCAGGAAGAGUAUCUUCUCCAAAAUCCUCCGAUGCUAUCAAAGAGGUUCUUGUUGAAAUCAUAAACCAAAUGUCGCUUUCUUAAUAAAAUUUGUAAAAUGCUAAUGGUUCACAGCGGUUUUCAAUAACCAACAUAUCAAAAGCGCG